CUUUCUUCCAUGUUUCUCUUUCUUCCUUCUCCGAUGUUCUCUUUAUCCCUCUCCUUCUCUUUCUUCAUUCCUUUCCGGCUAACACAGCAAUAUCCUUGCCAAAAGACUUUGUGGUUUAUGGGUUUUCCUCAGCAAAUGGUAUCAUUAUCCAUACAGGAGAGAUAGUCGUGGAUUGCCCAAACAAGGACUGUCACCAUCUCUUAAUACCCUCAGUACCCAUGCUUCCCUUAAGUCCGAAUUACCCACUUGAUUGUUGCUUGUUGAGUUUUAAUUGGUUGAAUUGAUACCCCUGGUUGUCCGAAAAUUUUGUGAAAAUAGGAGGAAAUUUGGUAGCCUUAAAACAUGUGUUUUAAGCUUGAUUAAGUAGAAUUUAGCUUGAAUUGGGUUGUGGUGAUUUUGGAGUGAAAUCCCGUGAAUUAGCUAUGUUUGCCAAUUUUGGAAGUUGAGGUUACUGUUCACGGGUACUGUUCAUGGGUACUGUUCAUAGGCACUGUUCACACACCGAGGGUUAACGAUUAGCGGAGAUUUAAAGGUUUAGGUUGUGAUAUAAGAAUGAAUUUGGAGAUGUCCGAUUAUGUGGAGAUUGAUAGAAAUAGCACCGUGAUUAGGGGUAGUGUUAAAGAUGAUUUUACUUUGGAUUUUGUGGUAGUGCGGUAUUAACUUCGGAAUACUGUGAUUAGGUUUUGAUCGUUCUGUCGCCAUAGCACUUGGGUUAGCCUUCUGUUCUGUGCGAGUGAGGUAAGUAAAUCUAUGGUAAUACUCGUACAGUUUUUAAAAGCAUGUUUUGAUUUGUUUUGAAGUGGUGGCGGGACUAAACUCGUUUUACACAAGUAUGACUGAUUUGAAGUGGACUUUUUAUGUUUUUCAUUAAAUUGAGCAUGCCUACUUGGAAUUUAAUUGAUUGUCCUGAUGAUCUGAAAGUGAUUGGUGAAUUAUGAUUUUUCUGUUAACUUCAGCCUGUUUUGUCUCCGAGGUGGUUAUGUUAUUGAUGAACUGAGAGUUCUGUAAAUUUUGAGUUUUUCUGUUAAAUCCAUUCUCACAUGGAAAUUUUCCGAUUUAUUUCUGAAAUUGGAGAUUGAUUGUGAAUUUGGGAUUUCGAUUGUGAAUUGCGGAUUUCGACUGUGAAUUAUGGAUUUCUUUUGUAAAUCCUGCAUGGUUUUGUCUCUGAUAUGGUCAUGACUUCCGAUCCCCGCUAGUGGGUGUAACGUUAGCACUUCCGAUCCCCGCUAGUGGGUGUAACGUUAGCACUUCCGAUCCCCGCUAGUGGGUGUAACGUUAGCACUUCCGAUCCCCGCUAAUGGGUGUAACGCUAGUACAUGUCGACA
Messenger RNA from Rubroshorea leprosula, 1325 nucleotides. Lineage: Eukaryota; Viridiplantae; Streptophyta; Magnoliopsida; Malvales; Dipterocarpaceae. The record is from the annotation of a GenBank genome assembly.